Cercospora beticola is the source of this 947-nucleotide messenger RNA. RefSeq lists its product as uncharacterized. The record is from RefSeq and is a predicted model, not a curated record. NCBI's taxonomy places the organism in Eukaryota, Fungi, Ascomycota, Dothideomycetes, Mycosphaerellales, Mycosphaerellaceae.
AUGGCGAUGGGUUCCGCCCUUUGGGCUGGCGCUCAGUCGGUUUGCGACGGCGCGCAGUUCGCACUCAGCAAAGCAUCGAAUGUUCUGAGCGCUUCUCGAUUCAACAGGGACUCAUUUGACCAAGCACGCGGCUACGACUUCGAAGAGGAGAGUGAAUAUGACUCGGAGAAUGAGUCUGGCGACGAUCAGUGGAUUGACGUGAAGAAGGAAAAGCGUGACUUGACAAAGCCGCAAGAAGAAUUCAUGGUCAGGAGCGUCUCUGAAUCAACGCGACAGCUCCGCCUGAAGAUCACCAAGACCGCAACAGAGAAAGCAAGUGCGGCCGCGGGCGUCAGCUUCGAGUACGCCAAGUGGGCACUUCGUCUUGUGGCAGUGGAAGCAGCACACGAUAUUGGCUUCCUGACCAGCUGCAAAACGGCCACCGACGUUGUCAGAGCCGUCAAAGCGCGCUUUCCAGUCCUGGAAGACAUCCAGAAGGCUUAUCAAUCCGGCAGUCUCGAAGCCAGCACCUCGGAGUCAAGCGCUCAACUCACCAAUAUGACUCGCGCACAUGCUCCGCAGCCAGGUAUCAGACAUCCUCGUGAUGUGCGAAUGGCCAGCAAUCUGGAUGACAUCCCGAUCAUUUCAGACAACACUAUCAACCAGAGUCCAUAUGCGCGCGACGGAGCACCACUCAUUCAUGCUGAAACUGGAGCUGAAUUGGAGCUAGUGUUCGAGGAGGCCGGCCGCGGACGCGGUAGGAAGCGAAAUACUCCACCACACAACAACUCGAACGCGCAGGGAAACACGGUUUACAGCAGAUUCAUCGGUGCAAAUCACAGCAAGGGCGAGAAUAACGCAUGAAUUGCUCCCCCGUGUAUCAUGAGAGCGGCAGGUGGUGCAUGGGGACUGAGACGGAGGGAAAUGCUUUGCAUAGCGAGGCAUGAAAAACGACAGGAUAACACGAA